This is a messenger RNA of Penicillium atrosanguineum, 1782 nucleotides long. RefSeq lists its product as uncharacterized. The coding region runs from base 1 to 1782 and encodes 593 amino acids. Gene Ontology annotation, molecular function: zinc ion binding; DNA-binding transcription factor activity, RNA polymerase II-specific. The transcript is spliced from 2 exons. Gene Ontology annotation, biological process: regulation of DNA-templated transcription. NCBI's taxonomy places the organism in Eukaryota, Fungi, Ascomycota, Eurotiomycetes, Eurotiales, Aspergillaceae. The record is from RefSeq and is a predicted model, not a curated record.
AUGCCUGUUGGCCUAUUAUCCCGUUUGAAGGGCCGUUCAACCGGAUAUGUGAAAUCAAGACAGGGGUGCAAGACCUGCAAAAUUAGAAAAGUCAAGUGCGGAGAAGAAAAGCCACACUGUACCCGAUGCGCUACCACAGGCCACAAGUGUGAAUAUGAGGGCACCAUCUCCAUCAUCGAUAAUCCUGUUUCAUCUGCACCAAACACAGUGUGGCAAGAACGCCGGUCUUUCGCCUACUACUUUCAGCAGGCCGCGCCCUCUGUUGGUGGUGUGCUAGAUGUCACUUUCUGGAGGACUAUCGUCCCACAAGUUUGUCGGAGUGAACCUGCCGUGUGGGAUGCUAUCAUUACCAUUGGUGCACUGUUUGAAAGCCCCGAGCCAUGUCCAAAUCUUACCUCCAUACGCCGCGGUCAUUCUCAAACUCUCAAUCAAAAUCACCAAAACGCGUUAGGUUGGUACUCGCGCUCGGUGUCUGCCAUCCGUCAACAGAUUGAGCGAGGUCGCUUAAGCAUGUUUGUCGGGCUGAUCAGUUGUCUACUGUUCAUCUGCAUUGAGUCUCUUCAGGGAGGUGUCGAGGAGGCUUCACAGCUUUAUACCCAGGGAGUGCGUCUUAUUAUAGCUUUCCGCGCCCAAAUAGCUGCCGAAAUCGUGCCACCAGCCAACACAUCUUUCUUAGAGGAUGUCAUCGUUCCGAUCUUCCUUCGUCUUGGAUCAAUCGCUCUCCCUCUUGCAGCACUUCAAGUCGACUCUUUAUUAGAAGAAAUCGAGGAUACGUCGACGCAAGGAUUUAACUCCCUCAGGUCUGCUCGAGAAGGCAUCGUCCUCAUAGCCGCAGAGACCCAAGUUUUUGAACGGGAAUGUGUGGAGUAUUUACGAGAAACUGAUAACUUCACAAAGCUCCACGACUUGACAGGACAAAAAUCAGCCCUAUCAGCCAGACUCGAGAUAUGGCACUCUGCCUUUGUCAUCCUAGUGGACUCCCUACGUAGAACAGAAGUCUCACCACAACAGAUUGGAAUGGGCGCUCUGCUAUUCGCUUCUUACGAGGCGCUGUUUAUAACACUCCGCCUCUGCCUAUCAUCAGCACAAACCGAUACAGACGCAUAUACGCAAAACUUCCAAAACAUAGUGGAACAGUCCGAAAUCGCGCUUCAUGCGACAGCACGACCGGACGGAACACAACCACCGUGCACAUUUGAACUCAGUGUCGGUCUUCCACUCUGGUUCACCUGCCUCAGAUGCCGCGAACCUAGAACCAGACGCACAGCACUCGCCCUAUUACGCCGAGCUCCACGGGUGCUGGGGAUCUACCAGACCCGUUCCGUGCUCACUUUUGGGGAGCAGAUCAUGGCGUUAGAAGAAAGAUACGGGAUGGCAAUGAAUGCAGGUCAAGCGAGAGCCAGUUCUGCAUUACUGAAAUCAACCAAUCCACCCGGUGAUCAUCUACCCGACAGUCAAUGCAAGGAUAGCGAGGAUUCGAAAAUCGACCUGAGCACUCUUGUCGCCGCUCCGGACGACGAGACUAUCGCAAGCAUAUAUUCCAUGCCUGCAGGCUUCGAAAAUUCAAUAUCGACAUCAAUUCUCAUCCCGGAAGAGGCACGCAUGGGACCCAUUAGGAUUUUUAGACCACAAGAUGGGCUUCCUCAAGGAACGACAGAGGACGAUAUUGCGAGGUGGAAGCCAAGCCGUGACCAACUCUUUUUGCGAUUUACAUGGAAUGAACGUGAUCCGACUACCGACACUUGGCGGAGAGCUCAUGAAUACAUUCCCACUACUCUUUAA